AACAGUGUCGAAUGCAGAUAAUCGAUUAUAUGUGGGGGGAAUUCCCAAUGUGCCUAGGAAGGAGAGCUAAGCCUAGGCCUAUUUAUUUUUAGAGCGUUGGAUUUUCCAAAUUGUUAUUUUUAGAACAGAUGGAAUUUACCAGAGUGUAUUUGUGAACUGCUUAGAACAAAAAUGUUAAAGACUGUAUUUUAGUUAACCAAAUUUACAGCUGAAGAAAAGAUACAACAUGGAUAAUAUUAAUGACAACAAGGGUCAAGAAGAUCAUGAAGAUCAAGAAGGUCAAGAAUUUGAGGCAAAUCUGUCCAGUUUGCAAGGUGACUUUGUUGUGCUGAAUUACAGUGGUAAUGAUGUAGACAUAGCAACUACAUUGAGUGACGUCCAUCUGUCAGAUAACCGUCAUCACACAAUGCUAGAUGAAAAGAACCUUAUACAAUCAUGGGAAAUCCUGAAAGAAGAGAAUACCAAUUUGAAAGAACAACUAAAGAAAAUGAAUCAACUGCUCACAAAACGAAUUGAAGAAAUGAAAGAGAUGACAAGUGCUCAAGGAAAGUGGAUGGAAGUAAACGAGACAAAUCAUCAGCGAGCUAAGGAGAAGAUUCUGAGUCUGCAAAAAGAGAAUGAUGACUACAAACACAGCAUUGAAUCUGUGCGAAAAGACAGUGAACAAUACAAACAUCGACUUGAAUCUGUUCUUAAAGAACUUGGCCACAUUAUCCAAAAGGAGAUAGAUCCAGAUUGUAAGAAAUAUCUUGAGGGUAUCUCAUUACAAAUUAUGGAAGGGAUACAUUCAGAAACCAAUGAAAAUGUAGAAGUAGAUAAAACUGUGCCACAGUCAGAAAGAAUGGAAGGAAUAAAAUCAGAAGCCAAGACCGAUGCACAGGUCAAAGAACUGAACUUAAAAAUAGCAGAGAUGAGUGAACAAUUAAAGUGCAAGGAUGAGCAGAUUGACAUGAUAGCGAGAGAAUUGUCAGAAAUAAAAGAAACAGCAAAACCGCCAACGGAAAUGGUUUUGGUCUCAGAAGGGUCAAAAGAGAUACCAAAAGAGACACCAAACAAGUCAUCACUUGAGGCCCCAGAAAGCUUUCAAGAAGAAUUGACAUCAAUGCGGGAUGAACUCAAAAAGGUGAUGUCAAUUAAUACCCAACUGAAUGAAGACUUAACAAGCUUUCAGAACCUUCAUACUAGAAAUCAGUCAGAGAUUGAGGCCCUCAAAGGUGAUCUCAUCAAGCACCAACAGAUGCAUGAAGAGAAGUCAAAAGAAUUUGAAAAACUUCGUGCAAAUAUUGCCAAACUGCAGACUGAUAAGGAAGGGCUUGAGCAAAGUCUGACCCACUAUCAGCAACAUAAGUGCACUGAGGCUAAGCCAAAAGAUGCCAAGACACCACCAUCAGACAUCCAUCCUCCAGCAGUAUCCACUGAAGUCAUGGUUGGAAGUGCACCAAAUACUGAUGUUAAGAAUAUUAGAAGACAAUCAUCGGAUGAUGGGGAAACAGUACAGAAUCUUAUGCUAAUAUUUAGAGCUGAGAGACAGAAAUGUGCCAGUCUUCAGGAAAAACUUACAGCUGAAUCAAAUCGAGUUCAUGAGUUAGAGAUGGAACUCCUUAUUACGCAGCAAGAAUUGCAAACUAAAAACAACAAGGAAAUAUCAAAAAGAGAAAGAGAACAUGAGAUGACUGUUGAAGAUCUGAAUAGGAAACUAGACAAUGUAUGCAAAGAAUUAGAAGAAGCUCGGAAUUACAUGGAGGAACCUCGAUAUCAAAGUACUGGAGAUGACAUCCGUGCUCUGAAAUCACAAGUGAUGGCAUUGAUGUCAGAACUUGAAGAAAUGAAUAAACAAGUUGAAGAUGCCAACAUCCAGGUUCAGAAACGAAAUGAUAGGAUUAAACAACUUGAACUUAAGAAUAGUGUGUUAGCCAGCGAGCAAUAUAACCAAAGCAUGCAAGACACAGCAAUCAUUGAACGUAUGCAGGUGGAGAUCAAGCGUCUUAAUGAGGAAACCAGUGGGUUGGCAGUAGUCAUAGAGGAAAGAAAUGAUCUGUUAAUGAAAUACCAAAAUCUGCAAACAGUAUACAAUGAUGUUUGUCUUAAAUAUGAUGAGGCAAGACAUAAGGCUGUUGAUGAAAAGGAAAUUGAAGAGCUUACAGUGAAAUUGAUCUCAUCUGAGGAAGCAUUGCAAAAGAAGUAUCACCAAAUCAAAGAGCUGCAGGAUGAAGUGAAGGAACUUCAGCAGUUUAAGGAUCAAUGUCCAGCAUUAAUGGCCCAGGCUGACCUUUACAAGAUAGACUUUGAAGCAGAACGAGAAGCCAGAGAAAAAGCACACAGUGAAAAAGAUGUGCUGAAUGAGCAAAUUAGUCGACUAAAAGAAGAAAUAGAACAACUGAAGGAGGAUUCGAAUCCUGCUAGAAAAGCAGCUUUGGAGAAUCUCCAGCGGCGUCAUGGUUUUGGCUCUUCCCAAUCUCAACCAAUGCAACCACAACCAGUAAUGCCACCAGACUUUGGUGCUAUUUACCAAAGGCCUGUAGACUACUACCCGUAUGGCAUGGGAGGUUACCAACACACAGGACCCCCUCCUAAUUCACAGUCACCAAUGCACCUGUGUCCUGUCUGCCAGAGAAAUUUUCCGGACAUAGACACGCUACAGAUUCACGUCAUGGAUUGCAUCAAUUAGAAUUCAGACAAGGCAAAGUGGUACUUCUCCAGUCCUCUCCAUUUCAAAAUUCAAAGCCAUUGGGGAGCAGCUGAUGUCCGUCGGCCAAAUGCUUUGAGACAAAGUUGACUACUGACAGCACUGGAAGUAACUUGUGCAUAGCCGUUUUAUUAUAUACAGAUGCAAAUCCCAUUCUUAAAAUAUACUGUACCGCACUCGCGCGAUUAAGCGCCCGGGCGCUUAAUUUGUUUUUGCACUUUUUGAGGGGCGCUUAUUCAAACGGGGUGCUUAUUUAAACGGGACGCUUAUGACAACAGAGUGGAAAUUGAGGGGGCGUUUAUAGAAAUAGAUGAAAAUUGAGGGAUUCUUAUAGAAACGUAUUAAAUUCAAGAACUUUUUGAAUAAAAAAAGAUAAUAUAAGGACAUCGGGAAACCGAAAAUUACGAAUGGUGGUGUGGGGGAAAAGAUAAUCGUUUAGAAUGCAUUUCUCAUGACAAGAAUGCUGUGAAUUUACAUAACAGCAGAAGAGCAUGCAAUUAGUGGUGUUGAAUAGUGGUUUAGCUUGUUGGCCAUUGGCCGAUUGAGAUCAGCAGGAUGGCAGGAUCAUUUUUGAAAACUCAGAUGAGAAUGUGCUAAAUGUGCAAAUUGUCAUAAAAAGAGGAGUAGGACUAGGUCACAAAUAUAAGAAGAGGAAAGUUGGAAAUAUACUGUCGGUCCAGGGAUCGGGGCUCUAAUCUGUCCCAAGAGAAAUAUCCUCACUUUGAUAUUGACCUACAGUAAGAAGAAUGUGAUUGCACUCUGCAGCUCAGAUCAUGCCAACAACCACAAUCCCAGGAUUGAUUGGAUUAUUGACUUGCUGAAAAGAAAAUCUCAUGAUAUUAUUGAGGUGGCGCUUAUUGAAAUUAGAAGGGGUGCUUAUUCAAAUGGGGCGCCUAAGGAAAUUUUCACGUUAGGAGGGGUGCUUAUUCAAAUGGGGCGCUUAUUCGCGCGAGUAUGGUAUACAGUAUAUACUAUUACUGUAUAUGGAGAUUGUAUGUGAUGGACUAAGAAUUAGACAAUGAUGUCACUAUUAUUACAGACCUGUUUGUCGUUGAUUAAAUACAUAAGAUGUCAGACAGGUAGUCAUUUAUUAUUAAAAGAAUUAUUGCAGAUUUAUAACUACAUAUAAUGAAACUUGGAUAUUGUUCAUCAUUUAAAAUUAAAUAUGUUAUAAAAGUAUUAUUCAUAUAUUCAGGCAUUUUUUUUUCACAGAAAUUGGAUUCAAUAAAUUACAAUGUCCUAGAAAUCAAGAUGCUCUCUUAUUAGUUAGGAGACUAAUAUCCUAGAAAAUAUUUACCAAGUUACUACUGUAUAAACAUUUUGGUUACUGAUUAAUUGAUGUAAGUGUAUGAUGUAACAUAUUCUGUAGUCUACACAGGAUAUAUUUAAAUGAUUUCAAGAAAGUUAUAUAGUUUUACAGGUUGUUAACAAAGUUAGAUGAGUAUAUACUAUAAUUAGCUCAAUCAUAUUUCAACAGCACCAGAACUUUUAAACUGAACAAUCAAUUCAUCUAGUAAACAAAUUAUUUGCUUACCAUAUAACUGCUUGGAAAUUAGUAGCCUAGGUUUCAGGACCUGAAUUUAGUUUACUCAUUGAAUUCUAUAAAAUAUAAUUGUUUUAUUGCACUCAGUGUGCAUCAUACCAAAUUUAAUUGGCAUCCCAUACUCAAUUUCUGUUUUUAUUUUUUUUUAUCUGAUCUGUCUCUGAAUUCCAAAAUGACUUGCUUGUUAAGGGACUUGCGGUAAGUCUAGGGGAAUGGGUUUGUGGCCAUGUUUAUCAUGAAUCAAGUGAAGAAAAAAUAAUAAAUAAAAAUGUUUAAUGGUCCUGGAGCAUAAGGUAAUCACUGAACAUAAAUGAUAUGUCACUCAGUUUUAUGAUAUCUGUAUAUUACAUUUGAAUUUAGAAAUAUUAUAAUAUGGAUGCCAUUAUUUUGUGUUAUCCCAACAGCAGUACAGUAUAAACAAAAUAAAAUGCAUGUUUCUGUACUUGUAUUUCAUGUACGGUACUGAAUUACCAUACCAUUCUCUACAUUUAAUGUCUGUAAUAUACAUAGGUGUGUUAUAUUUUAUGCAGGAAUCAAUAUUUUUUUUUAACAGCGAAGAAAAUUAUAUAAAAUUAUAUUAUAUAAGUUUUUUUUUUCUCAUUAUUUAUUAUCCAGUAUCAGUGAAAAUAUAUAUUGUUAAUUGUUUGUAUAUUAUAUAUUAAAUACAGGCAAAUAGGGUGCGGAUCCAGUAGGGGGAACGAGGUGGCACGUGUGCCACCCACCCCGUUUUUCCUCUAAAUUAUAAAAUUUCAGUGCAUAUCAAUGUUAUAUGCUACUCAUCUAUUCUGAAAAUCUUGUGCCCCCCACCCCCCAAUCCCUUGAAAAAGUCUGGAUCCGCCCUGAAUAUUAUGGUACAUAAUUAUUUUCAUUCUUUUUAAAUUGUCUGCAACAUGUUAUACUGUACAAUUUGUAGUCAAAUUUCCCACAUGUUUUUCCUGACUAGUACUUUAGUAUUGCAAUGAUUGUGUACAUAGGAGCCUAUACAUUAAAAGUCAAAUCAAA
This is a messenger RNA of Anneissia japonica, 5231 nucleotides long. Its product is annotated as optineurin-like. Bases 227 to 2668 code for a protein of 813 amino acids. Gene Ontology annotation, molecular function: K63-linked polyubiquitin modification-dependent protein binding. Gene Ontology annotation, biological process: regulation of canonical NF-kappaB signal transduction. Gene Ontology annotation, cellular component: cytoplasm; nucleus. The transcript has 11 exons. Lineage: Eukaryota; Metazoa; Echinodermata; Crinoidea; Comatulida; Comatulidae. The record is from RefSeq and is a predicted model, not a curated record.